AUGUCUAGUGUACGUUACUAAUUCCUCGUGAUAAGGAAGAAAGUAAGAAGAGUAUGAGGAGUAUCAUGUUUGCAAAUUUUAUUGCACAUAGAGUCAGCCCCACAAGUUAAUUAACUUGUGGGGCUGACUACACAUCUAUUCAGAUUAGCAAGGUGGGUUAGUUUUAAAUUCAUGAUAUUGUGGAGGGUAGAUGGAGCAUUCAGAAUUGCUGAAGUCGUGAUAUAUGUUUUUGACAUUGAAAGCCGGUAAGUAUCCAAAGAUUUGGUUUAUUAUGGUUCAUGUCUGAAUGCUGUAAAUCAAAAUUCUCUCGGUUAGAAAAUCUUGUCUCAUAAAACAAACAAGACAAGUGAAGAUAGAAUGGAUUGAGUAUGUUCGUUACUUUAGCUGUUAAAGUGCUUGUUGAGUUGUGAUCAUAUACUUGUGUCUCAGGUUCUUUCAACGUAUUUCUGCAAUAUUUCUAUUGUUACAAUAAUUCAUUGAAAUUAUAUUCCUCUUUAGAUUUAAUUACAUAUGACCUGACUUAUACUGACAUAUUCCUUGUCUUGUUUCAUACGCUCUUCAUCCAUAUUCACUAGGCUGAGCCGUGUUGUGCCGUCUUCCGACUCAUAGUAGGAGUCUGGUUGACUUGCGUCCAUCGCUUGAAAUUGUUUGAUCAGUUAGGUUCAUAGAAUUCGUCAGCCAGUAUAAAUUAGGCUUGCACCAUACGUACUGAAGCAUAGAGUGUCAUGGGAAAUCAUUGGAAGUAAUCAGACCAGGGUACUGAACAUUUUAUGGUGUUUCUGGCUUCGAACUAGGCUUAUUGCAAAUUUUGAAUUGCUUAUUUGUCGUGUGCAAGGUGUUCACAAUCUACCGUUGGGAAUUUUCGCCAAAAUAAAUCCAUGUAGGUCGUAUCGACAAGGAUAAACUCCUAACUUUCUGUAGUUUAGUAUUUCUCAGCUUUCGUCUUCAGAUUUCAUCUUUACACCACUCGGAUUAUCAGUCAUUCCUUCUUGUGUUGCAGACGUGUUAUUUAUUUCUACCCACUCCACAGCAUUUUUUCUCCAUUUUUAUUCUUCUAGUCUUUUACUUCAUACUACUUUCGGUAUCGUUAUACCUUCCUUCUUGUUGAUCGUCCAAUUUCUUACAGAUAAUACAGCAGUUUUUGUCUAUCCAUAUCUGUACAUAGUCCUGGUUUGUUUAUUUCCGACUGAUUUGUUCUAAUCAUUCUGAUUAAAGGUUAUUUAUGGGAUAAAAACUCAUGACGCUUUUGAGUAGAUGUUUUCCAACAGUGUCGCUCGUAGAUUGUAACCUGCGAUCACUAUCAUGAGCUGUGGACCCUGCUUUAGCGGAUGUCACUCCAAAUCUCUUUCUGUUCAUACAAUAUGAUCUUGCUUUUAUUGUUCAAGUCUGCACUAGUCAGUUUUUUUCGUCGUUUGUAACCCUAAUACUGGCAAGUUUUUCAGUAAACUUUGGAUGAAGGUUUUAUCAAGUACAUUGUCAAUAUAAAAAAAUAGUACACCGACAGGCUAAUCGGUUUCGUGAGCUUGCAUCCAGUAAGAGUAGUAAGCUUAUCGAGUGGUGACCGUCGUUAAUGUCAACCAUUACUGACUCAUAUGAUCUAACAAAUGGUCGAUUCACCCUACCUUGUGUUUCCUAAACAUUUAUUACCUCCGCUGGUCAAAAGGAACAGUUAAUAAUACGCUAUAAGCUACUGGUUCCAAGUUCUAGAAAUCAAGCUAGUUUUAGCCUAUAACCAAUCUGUCGAAAACAGUUUUAAACGGAAACAUUACUUAACUUAAAAAGACGUUCUUCAGUGACCUGAAAAGAACUACAUCUGUAAUAUACCUAUGUCUAAUUACUUAGGAACUAUAGAAAGACACUGUCUUUUUCAAUAAACAUUAAUUACGGUGGGAUGGUAUCACUUGUUGAUAACCAGAUUAUAUCAACCUUGGACCUUGCACAAAUACGUAUCAGCUUAAGUUGUCACACUACAUAGGGACAGCAUAAAAACCCUAGCAAGAAAAAAAGCCUACGUCACUUACUUAACUUACUUAGGUCUUGAAAAAAAGUUUACGGAUUAUCUGAAUAUGCGUAGAAUGUUUCGUACACUUGAUGUACGAAGAAGUGUUCCUCUACAUCGAUGUUUAGUUUGUACUGCACUGAGGCAACGGGUGUGUUGGUUUGCCACAUUAGUUUUGCAUAUUUAGCAUUUAACCACGAAUUCCUGUGUGAAGGUCAGAGACACAACUCGAUCAUGUUAAUUAAGUUGAUCAAAAUGUAUUGAACCUGAAACUUGAUUAAAAUGCAAAGACCCUAAUGACUACGCACUUGGAGAGAAAUCACUAAUGGUAUCAAGGUUAUGGUAUUACUUUAAAGUGCUCAGUCGUAUGAAUAAGGUAUUUGUGAUAGGGCUUACAGGUUCCAUAACGUCUAUGUUGGUUUGCUUAUGUGGUUAACACACAGUAAUUUGCUCAAAAGUUAGUAAAGACUAACAAUAAUAUAUCGCUGUGUUCAUCUUGGGACAUGUACAAAGAUGCAGGCUUCGUCAAUGAAACUAAUAUAGCAGUUGUACUCUGUCUUUGUAUAUUUAAUAUAAUAUGGUUCACUUUCAACCACAGAGUUGCAUGUAUAACUCCAAACCAUGGGUGCCACACUAUUCUACACCUUCAUUCUUCAACCCUUUUAUUUUCGCUUGACUUUUAUUUUUAAAAUUCUAAUGGUAAUAACUUCACAAUAGAUUACUAUGUAUUCCUAUCACUAAACUGUUUUCAUUUCGCAGUCUUAGUAUCCCAUUUCCUUGUUGUACAUAAUAAAUCAAUAGUGCAUAAAAAGUGAUUAUAGCUAUUCUUUGUAUGAACUUCUUUUAAUCGAUCCCAAUAUUGACCUUAGUAGCUAUCUUUGAUAUGAUGUCCCGACCGUUGUUGCUACCUUGACGUGGUGGUCGGGCUUGCCUAUCAUGAUGAAGCAACCGAGCUAUACUGGCUGGAACAACCGUUCCUCAAGGUCCUACCAUAUCAGACAGGUCGGUUGAAGAGCGGUAAGACUAAAAGCAACAAACCCAAGGUCCGAAGGCGAAGUCGUACUGUUGACUGUACAGAGGUGUGACAGCAGUAAGGUGUUUCCUUCAGACAACCAGCAUGAAAGCGAUGCUGCCUUCCCGCAAGGAGGGGUGGGGUUAGAAAAGAUGGAAUCGAAAAAUGCCUACCUCUCCUUAUCUCACGGAUAUCCGUCUCCGAUGGUAAGGUCUCAACAAGUACAGAGCUAACACGAAGAUUACCCACAAAAAGGUCGUGUGUGACCGACCUCAAGCAGUUGUCUCUUGGGCACUGCGGUCACGCUCCCAGGUCAUUAAGAUCACCUCUACUCCAAUUUCGUUUUCAGGUGCCUCCAGAAGAACCCUUCCAUGGUGUGGGCAACCGGGGAGUGAUAACCGCCCUCAUACCUCUAACAGCACUCAAGACCGCUGUAUUCAUAAUCAACCUCUGUCUUCACUUCCUAUUAUUGCUCUUACAUUGACUUUCACCUCUAAACUUCCUUCUUCGGCUUCCCCCUCAAGUGUCACCAUAGCCAACGAUUCGAGUGCUCAAAACGCUGUCCCAGGUCUACUGAAACCUCGCUCCAAACUACACAUUGGAGCCUUCAACGUACGCACCCUAUGUCAAAUCAGUCAACAGGCUUCCUUGGCUAGAACCCUAGAAUCUCGUACCAUUGAUGGGUAUUUUAGUAUUCCGGCACAAUGAACAGAUAAUGGUGGUCGUCUGCUGCAACUGUGCUCAGACAAUCGUUUAUUUUUAGCAAACACAAAUUUUAUGCAUAAGGAGAGACAUCGUCUAACAUGGCGGCUCGUGCACCAAACCAACGAUGGACUCAAAUAGACCGUAUUGCCAUCAGUCAUCGUUGAAGAGGGUCGGUAGAAGAUUGUCGCGACCGUGAGCAAAGGUGCGCAACGAAAGCAAGAGAGAUGAAAAAGGCGGCUAUAGGGAACACAAGACAGCUCUACAGACUAAUAAAAGAAACUGGAAUUAAUAAGUCAAGUGUAAGUCAGACUAUUUCGGAAAAAGACAACACCCUCAUCUGCUCUUAGUCCAGACGUUUAGAACGAUGGGCGGAGCACUUUAGGGAACAGUUCAGCUGGCCUUCAGCGACUCUACAACUACCCUCCAUUCCCAGACUGUGAAUGGAACACUGAAGUAGGUCCCCCAACUGUAGCAGAAGUUCAAAAGGCUAUAGUUAAUCUGAAACGAGGAAGGGCAGCUGGUCCAGAUGGAUUGGCUCCAGAAGUCUUUAAGGAUGUUGGUCCAAUUUUAGCGAUUACGUUGACUAAUAUUUUAGCUAGGAUCUGGGAGUUAGACGUUAUUCCAUCUGACUGGUCACAAUCACUUAUCGUCCCAAUAUAUAAGAGAGGGUCAAAAUCAUCCUGUGGCAACCAUAGAGGGAUUAGUUUAACUAAUAUAGUAUCUAAAAUACUAGCCUCGAUAAUUACCAGACGCUUAACUAAGACUCGUGAACUACAAACACGAGAGAAUCAAGCUGGCUUCAGACCUGGUCGUGGCUGCAUCGACCACAUAUUCACCAUUCGUCAGGUUCUAGAACACAGGCAUACUUAUCGGCGUCCGACAAUGGUGGUCUUUCUUGACUUAAAAGCAGCAUUUGACUCUGUAGACCGCGAGAUUCUGUGGCAGUGUCUGUCAUUGAAAGGCGUACCCCAGAAGUACAUAAACCUUGUGAAGGCUCUUUACUCGAACACUACCAGUGGAGUCAGAGCUUAUGGAAAGUUGUCAUUUGAUUUUUCAACCUCAAGUGGUGUCCGUCAAGGCUGUCCACUAUCUCAAUUUUUGUUGAGCUUCAUCAUAGACCUACUGAUGGAAGUAACAUUCUCGGGUACUGAUCUCCUUCCAGGAGGUCCACUUAUCGACUUAGAAUACGCAGAUGAUAUAGUCCUGUUUGGUGAAGACGCUGACAAAAUGCAGAGUCUUCUGGUUGCACUGAGCAACAAUGCCAGAAUGUUUGGAAUGCGCUUCUCUCCCUCUAAAUGCAAAUUGUUGCUUCAGGACUGGUCUGCGUCAACACCUGAACUAAGGAUAGGGAGUGAAGUAGUCGAACGCGUUGACAACUUCACUUAUCUUGGAAGUCUGAUCAGCCCUAUUGGGCUGGUAUCGGACGAAAUCUCAGCACGGAUUCGAAAAGCUCGUUUGGCUUUUGCCAACUUACGUCACCUAUGUCGAAGGCGAGUUAUCCGUCUAUCAAUAAAAGGACGAGUAUACUGCGCGACAAUCCGUUCUGUUUUACUUUACGGUAGCGAAACAUGGCCAUUAAGAGUAGAAGAUACUCGUAAGCUACUAGUAUUUGACCACAGAUGCCUUAGAAAUAUUGCUGGCGUCUGCUGGGAUCAUCGGGUAAGUAAUAGUGAGGUUAGAUGCAUGGUAUUAGGGAACGAUGGUAAAUCAGUUGAUGAGGUUGUUAAUCUUCAUCGACUGAGAUGGUUGGGCCACGUGUUACGUAUGCCUGAACACCGAUUACCACGAUGUGCAAUGCUAACCGUGUUCGGGAUGGUUGGAAGAAAGUUAGGGCAUCAGUGCUUGAAGUCACUAACUCCUAGUCUGAGUCACGUUGGUAGAUGCAGACUACUUGGUUGGGGUCCGCGUGACUAUCGUAACCGAUGGUUGGAGACUCAUGGUUCAGAAUCGAUCACAAUGGCGUCCGUGUAUACACUCUGUCUUCCCGUAAACUUAGAGAAUAAAGUCGCUCCAUAUCUUUCUUUCUACGAACUAAUUCUUUCUUGCUGUACUAUAUCCUUAUAUGCAAUCAUUCUUUUAUAUAUUACCACUUCUGAAUUAACUACUUUUAUGAAUUUCGUGUUCAUCUUGUUGUGUUAAUGAGGUAUGGCAACUUGGACCGAUGCAUAUAUGUGCCUGGUCUUACGUUGUAGCUGACUGACUGACUUGAUAUGAUGUCUUAGGUUUUUCCGUUGCGCCUUAUGGCAUUAAAAGCUAUUUGUCUAUCUUUCAGAUUACUAGUAGAGUUAACCACUUUAAAUGUGGCUAAGUGGCUUCAAGCUUAACCGUGAUUAAAAUCCCAACCUGUAAAUUGAUGUGAUAUAUAUACCUUUAUGCUUGAAAAUUUGAACUUAUGACGUUUUAGGACAGAAAAAUUAACUUCUCUAGUUGAAACAAGUUCACUAAUCAAAAAUGUUUUUUAAACUACGAGAUCGUAUAUCAGAAGAACCAUUUACUGUCAUCAAUUUAGUUACAUUUUUCGAAUCCGUCUCAUCUACGUACACUUAAAAAUCUGAGUAGUACCAUUCCUCUCCACAUACAAAGCGAAUGUCUGGUAUUUGACUGUCAAGCCAGCCGCAUGUAUUUAUGACGCCAAUUAUUAAACAUCAUAAAAUUCCUUUCAGUCUGAGAUGCUUAGACUUGUUAGUUUACCUUAUGUUGUCACUCAGACUUAAAGAACAUUGUCAAAUAUCGACCAGUUCGUCAUUCACACAUUUUUUUGCUGUUACCUUUUUUGCGAUUUCACCGGGAUGCUUGGUUGUGAAGUGUAAUGAGAUCAUUGCCUCAACUGUCCCUCAGUCAACCACCCUUUGUACCACUAUAUAUCGCCUGUGGUAGCUGUCAUUUUUUACUUCAAAUUUUCUAAAGGUUAUUCAUGCCAAUGCAAACGUUUUUUGCAACAAAUCGUCUGCCCGUCCGAUCCUUAUUACUUGACCAACAGAAACUUCUGAUUUAAUGUCUGCAAACGCUAGUUUAUUAUGUACAGGCUUCCGUUUAUAAAAAAUGAAAUAAUAUUAUUGAGUUGAUCUAGAAGCUAGAUUGAAUGUUGGAUGUAGAGGUCAUUCGUGAGUUUUUAACAUUUCUGCGCGGAUUUUACUGUUACGGAGUGAUUUACUUUAGAGUUCCAUGAUCUCCUGCUUACUUUUAGAUAAGGUUAUUUAAUAAUGGAAAAUACCUUCAGUUUUUUGCUGAAUUUUCUUAUUUGUGGUACAAGAAUGUUCAUUGGUUAAACUGUUCUAAAAGAAUAUUUUAGUUAGUCCUUACUGUCUAACAUUGAGCUGUUUUUUUUAAAAGACAUUAAUCUUACCACAUGUGUAUGUAACAGUUAUUUCAAAUUAGAAAGAAAAAUAUUGAAGCAGUUACAAAACCAUGUACUUAUUCAUGCUUUACUAUAUCUAUAUGUCAUGAAAAACUAUUUAAAGCUUGGUCUAAAAUUGAUUAUGAACUUAUUCCAAGUAUUAAAACGUUGAAGCUUAGUUCAAAGCAACCUUGUGAUGUACUCGAAGCUGAUGAAGUGGUUUUGUUUGAAAGAGCAACAUUUUAGAGGUCGCUUGCCACUCUAGCUUUCCACAUUUUGAUCUAUAUAGGUAAGUGAUCAGUAUUGAAUUCUCAUAAUGACUUCAUAAUUUUGAUUUGAAGAGGUAAGCAACAUUGUGAAACAAUUCGAACUCUCGUGUAGUAAAGUUUCAGCGAAUUUCACGAAGAUCGAAUUACACAAUCAGUACUUUGCUGCAUUUAUUAACGUUUUUACAUCUAAUACAUAGAUUAUGGUAGUGUGCUCUGAUUUAUUCGUCGGUAUGUUUGUGGAGUUCAUAGUAUUUCUUAGCUUCAUCGUUUAUCACUAUUCUUAUUCUUUAUUAAUCGAUGGUAAUCUAUAUUAAGUAGUUUUCUUUGUACUACGUGUGUGAUUUUAUUUGCGCGGUUGCAAUCUGCGCAACCUAAUCCUUCGAUUCACAGCCAAACAAUUCAAAUCAUUGGUUAAUCACAGCUUCACACUAGUCUACUAAUCUUAUGUAAUUUUUCGGGGUUGGAUCGCUAACCUGUAAUAUAAAUCUAACAAUAGUGACGUGAUGGACGACAUGCAUACAAUUGCAAGUACGAUCAUAACCGACAUUGUUGUUAUCACGUGUUAUGAUAAGAAAUUUUCCAAUAUGAACCAUUAAUUUAUUUCAGUGGUUGAGAUCAUGAGUCAAUUGAUUCUUUGUAAAGGAAGGAACAUCUCACGCUUCACUUUUAUGGGUUUAAUGAAAUAAACUUGGGUUUUAUGAACAAUAUUCCUUAUUUAAACAGUUAUCAGAAGCAUUGAAUUUACAGUAACUGGUAAAAUCAAGUUUUGUAUCUUAUCCACCUUUCAGUCAAUGUACAUCUACUGACUGUAUCUGGAUUUUAUUAAUCACAUUCUACGUUUUAUGCACAAUUUGAACUCUAGAUACCAAAUGUACAGCCCAUGAGGAAUGUCACCGACCAUUUAUUGCAUGUAAAUAUGUUGGUUAAUUCUGUUUAUAUUAGUCUGAAACAUUUAGAUCUUAACUUGUUUGUGCUCUUUACGGACAUUAUGGAAUUCGGCAACUUGUUUCGUCAAUUUAAACUUCACAACGUAUACUAAAAGAUUGUGGAUCACUUCUAUUUUCUAUAACCGUCCCUAAUUUUGUCAUAAUUACAAAUUUUGUAAAUAAUCACAAGUAAAUGUCAAGUAAAAAGAAUCUUUGUUUAAUUAUAGUAGUUAAAUAGUAAUUUUUAACUGAAUUCUAUCUGAUGUAAUCCGGUUAUAUGUUGAUUGUUUUAACUUAAUACUUAUCAAAACCCUUCAGCGCCCUCCGCGGCUUUGCUGAGUAUUCGAAAUGCACGUAAACAUUUCGAAUAUUUUGAUCCCACUAACUGCGUUAUACACUUUUGAGAAAUUAUAAUGAUAAACAGGAGGACGUUUCAUCUCUUUCGUUGUACUAAUACCACUGAACGGAACAUUGUCCAGGUGCAUACAUUAACCAUACCAUUUUCACGCUUGCCUGUUGUCGUUCAUUCUUUACUGUUGUCCAAUUCUUAUCCUAAUAUUUAGCUCUUAAAAAUGUUUGACGGAAUGCUCAUCAUUUAUCAUAAAUUUUUAGCAUCAUUCAUUUUUAUCGAAUUAACAUAAAACUCACAUUUUGAUCUAAUUCCCCAUUAUUAACAUAAUUCCAAGAUAAUUUGGUUGAUGUGUAUAUUAUAAUCUCUAAAUACAUUUUUACUAGUUAUUUUAUCAAAAUUAUCUUUUUGUAAAUUCCUAUAAAACUUUGAUUAUAAAGUUGAUUAUCACUGUUCACUUUUUAUUACAUUAACAAAUAAGCAUUGUGUUCACUUGAGACAUUAACGUACGAAAGACGCAAAACAUACAGAUGGUUACUCUACGUUGUCCACAUACUAAAUUAUCUCAGUAUUAGUCAGUAAAUCAUAUCAUUUGAAAGCCUAAAACUUUUUAAAUCCCAGGCUUCCGUAAACUGAAUCUCCCGUAUUUUUGGGCAAAUUACAAAACGUUACGGCUUUACGCAGUGGACAUUUCACAAUUACUGAUAAGUAUAAUAACAUAGGAAUAGUCUACUCAAGGAGUUUUUAUCGUACGCAAUAUAAGCUUCUGUAUACAAAGUUGGUAAUUCCUAACUGCUUCUGGAAUCAUCUGUUUACAACAAUAAUCCAUAAGUAAACCAACAACUAGUUUUAAAAUAACAUCCUAGUUGGAAAGACUAUUAUUUUUGCUGUGGACUAUAUUCCAGACCUUUUGUGAUUGUUUAAUCUAGAUCAAAAUAAAAGGAAUUUGUUGGAAAACUACUAUGUGAAUUAAGUCGAACAGGGAGCAUCGAUAUGCUGUAUGGUUAGAGAUUUUACAGCAGUUAGGUUAGUCCAAAUUUCAUCACCUUUUAUGGCUGACACAAAUUCCGAGUGGAUUAUACAAUCAACUACUGAAAUUAGUAUUGGAAUAUUUGUGAACCGCUCUUUUGUAAAAUGUUUUGCCCGAGUUCGGUAGUCAUCUGCAAUUAGCAACGUUAGUUGGGAAUAAAAUCCUUAGAAGUGACGGGGCAAAUUGCCUCCAACAGAAAACUGAUGAACACCACUACGAUAAUAAACUAUGAAUGACAGCUUAUUUAAGGAAAUCCGCAGAGGAACUCGAUCCGCGCCAAGUGAAAUUCAAAAAUCAUCUGAUACAAUAACUAUGGUUGCAAUAAAUAAACUUCCGAGGUCCAAUCAAGGGCUGUGAUUGUGGUUAAAGUAGUUAUUCACUGCUCUUUGAAUGUUCAGGAGACCAGUUCGAGAUGGAAAUUACUAUCAAACAGACAAUUAUCUUGAAGGAAGAAUUAUGUUAAGAGAUUUUUAGCGCAUUCCCAUAAUUUAAAAAAAUAAUUAUCAAUAUUCGUUUAGAUAAUGCUGAUCAAGAUAUUUGAUUAGGAAGAUUCAGCGCUCUUUGUAAUUCCGUUUACAGGUAGUGUGGGAAUGAUCUUGAUUUUGGUGGGGCUUCAAAUCUGCGCCACUAUCUCAAUGUUGGUGAUUACUAUUCUCGAGUAGGUCAUGAAAAUAUCUACUAAACAGGUUGAUAGAUUGAUUACUCUCUCUCGAGACGAAAUAGGAUAGUAGAUGAUUGCGCUGUAUCACAUAGGGUAGUGGAGCGUUCUACACCGAAUAGAGCAUUUGUGAUAUGACGUUGGAUUUCAUCUGAGUAAUUGAUGUUCUUAGGUAUUUUAUGAAGUGUAAUCGUGGGGUACAAAAUCACUAAAUGGUUCAUAAGUAUUAAAUAGCCCAGCAAUGACAGUACUAGCUCGUGAAGUCUGUCUUUUUAUUUGUCCUUCAAUUUUGUGACCCGCUUUGUUGUACGCCUUUGUACCAUAAGAUUAAAUUCCUUUUCAAUGAGAAAUGAAAUAACGUUGUACGUUGUCACAUCUUAUUGUAUCUAUCAAUUUAGAUAUGUGUGCGGAAACACGUACAUAGGGAGGAGCAAUCGUGAUUUGCAAUUAAAGGUGGGUGAACACAUACGAAAAUGGCUGCAGAAACAAAUGAAUUGCAGUGGUCAGCUAAGAUCACAGGAUAGACAGACAUCAUCCUUCAUUCCGAAACAUAUGAUUGAGACUGGUCAUAAGGUUGACAUCAAGUCAGCAUUUGUAGUGUUGCAUAAAAACCUUCAAGGACGUAUACUAAGGUUAAUUGAAGCCUUGGCUAUGCGGAAACUGAAACUGCCUUUAUGCAUUUGAAAACAUUUUGUCCUUACAUUGAACCUACCCUGGUAAUACUGAUUUAUUAUCCAGAGUGGUUAUCACAUUGGUUUUGUGUACUUUAUUUUUUUAUUUGUUAUGGCUUACAUCUAAUUUGUUUAAUUGACCUUUACGUUUUCAUACAAACAUGUCUCAACAAGUACACGUGUGAUCAGGCUGUUCAAAAUGUAUUGCGCAAAUAAAUCACAUAAUUCUGAUAAACUUCAUCUUCUCAUUGCAUCAUCGAAAGUUAUCAAAGGGACUAAUUGUUUCAAAUAAUAUUUCACAUUUAAAUUUAUUCUGUGGUGCACAAUGUGUUGAGAGAUAAACAAGACGGCGACCAAAUUCCUUAUGUCCAGCAUUGCAAAUCACACUUUUUACUGAUGAUAAAUAGAGUGAAUAUCUG
Molecule: messenger RNA, 11375 nt
Organism: Schistosoma haematobium
Lineage: Eukaryota; Metazoa; Platyhelminthes; Trematoda; Strigeidida; Schistosomatidae
Exons: 3
Coding region: 4599-5855 (418 amino acids)
Source: RefSeq, a predicted model, not a curated record